This is a messenger RNA of Blepharisma stoltei, 3482 nucleotides long. NCBI's taxonomy places the organism in Eukaryota, Ciliophora, Heterotrichea, Heterotrichida, Blepharismidae. The record is from the annotation of a GenBank genome assembly.
AUGUCAAUUCGUAAGUCUGUUCAAAGUCAGCAUGUAAAAGAUCGGCCAAAAAUUCCAUCUGUUCCUCAAAGGAAACAAUUAAGCAAACUUAACAAUAAAACUGAAAUAACGAAAGGAAGCUUACCAAACACGAAACCUAAAUUAAGCCAAUCUCCAGAAGGCCACACCAAUUUAGAUGAUAAAGAAAUUAUAUAUAAAAUUGUUAUGAAUAUUUAAAAAAUAUAAUUAUUUGUUAAUAAAUAAACAUUUAUUAUAAUAAAAUAUAAAUGCAGUUAAAAGUAUUUACUCCCCAAAAGUCGCAGAGAAGCAAACCCAUAGGAAUCCAAGAAUUUAUAGUAAAAUCAGUAUUUUCAAAGGUAGACGAAUUAUUACAGAAAACAUCGACUCCCCUAUCCUUAUCAAUAGAAAAACGGGAGCAAACGACGAAAAUUUUACUUAUAGGACCACAGUGAUUCCUAACUUCUCCUUCUCAUAAACGAAAAAAUUUUACUAGCUUCUGAGGGGAGUUAUUCUUUUUAAAAAAAUUAAUACAAUUAUUUCGAAAAUUAAAAAAAUUGAAUUGAAAAUUAAAUGAUAAUAAAUUUAAUUUAACAUAAAUUUCAACAAAUUCAGCAAGAGAUUUCAUUAUAAUAAUUAUUAUUUAUAUCUAUUACAGUAUUUUAUUAAAAAAUUUAUUUGCUCACUAACUUUUUUUUGUCCAAAUAAUUGGGAUUUUUCCAAUGGUUUUACUUGCUCGUGGAAGGGAGGAGUAAACAUUUUGAAAUUGAUUUGUCUGCUUUUAGGAUCCAGAAAAAUGGGAUGGUCUCUUUAAAAGAAGCUAUGAGAGAUAAAUCGUGGCUCGGCAAGGCCAAAGAAUUCAUACAAUCUGAGUUGUCAUCCUUUAUAAACGCAAGUAUAACCCAAUUUCUGCUUUGGAUUGGGCUUGACUGAUGUCGGGAGGCGUCAGAUGGGGAGUUGGCGAGCCAACGUUUCCCCAAAUGGCAAAUCCUCUUUUUAUUGGAGAUUUGUUAUCUGAGGACUUUGCAACAAACGUUGGCUCGUCAACUCCCCAUCUGAACGCCUCCUGAAAUCAGUCAAGCCCGAUCCAAAGCAGGAAUCAGUUAUAAUGGAAUUAUUAUUACUCAUAACGAAAGCAAUGGAGGGCUGUAUAAAUAUUUUUUAGGAAAAGGAAACAAUCAUCCGCUUGUAAAGCAAUGUUUUAAUAGCAGAUGAUGGUGGUCACAAGCUGAAGAAGAGCAAAGUCCAGGGGUAAAUAUGUCUUGGACACAGUUGAAAAGUCAAGAAUUUAUUAAUUCUAUCCCAAUUAUAAGAGACAGGCCAGAAAAUAUAGAGAAUAUUGAAAAAAGGUCAAUAGAUUGUAAAAUUUUUUACGAGUCUGAAGUCCUUGAAGAAAAAAGUGUAGAUAUUUCCCCAUUAGGGUAUGAUAUUAUUACUAUUUAUAUCCUAUAAACACUUCAAAAAUUAAAAAAAUAAUCAUUUUCUAAAAUAAAAUAUAAAGCUAAAAUAACUACAAUGCAUUUAGGCUAUAUAAAAAGCUAUAUUACUAAAGUAGCUCAUAUGUCGUUUUAAGUGAAAAACUCCAAUACAUUCCUCAUCAGAUAAAAUGCCACAACAGGCUAGAAUUCAACUCAAAUUUAUCAGAUAAAAAAUUUUUAUAUAUGAACAUGAAAAAGUAUUAUAGCGCCUUAAGAAAAAAUGUUUUUAAUUAUUUGCCGCUUACUUUUCAUAUAAAAUUUGGAGAAGAAGACCCAGAAUUUAUCGAGUUUUUAAACUAUUUCCAAGAGUUAAAAUCCUCAAAACAGCAAAAUCUGUGGAUUUUAAAGCCAGGAGAAAAUACAAAUAGAGGAAAUGGAAUAUGUGUGUGCGAUACUUUAGAAAAAAUUACCCAAGAGGUCAGAAAUAACCCAUUUCCUAAGACAGGUGAGCAUACUUUUAUUAUUCAAAAAUAUUUAGAUAGGCCUUAUUUAAUCAAUAAGCGAAAAUUUGAUAUUCGCUUGUAUACGCUUGUUACAGCUACUAAUGGAAUUAUUCAAGCUUAUUUUUACCAAGAAGGAUAUUUAAGAACUGCGUGUAAAGAAUACUCACCCAAAAAUCUUGAUAAUAAAUUUAUCCAUUUAACAAAUGACGCUGUGCAGAAAAAGUCAGAGGACUAUGGGAAAUUUGAGAAUGGAAAUAAAAUUUCGUAUAUGGAGUUUCAGAGGUAUAUAGAAAACAGAAGGCCAAAAGUAAAUAUAAAAUUUAUAUUGAAUAAUGUCAGUGAUUUUUUUAAAUUUAUGCAUAAAUUAUUUAUUUUAAAUAUUAUAUUAACUUUUUUGACGAUGUACUCCCUGCUAUGAAAGAUAUAGUUAAAGGUUCCUUCACACGAGGUCUACUCCAUAAAGACUAUUUUUUUCGGCCUAUUUUUUUUUUGGCCUAUUUUUUUUUGGCCUAUUAUUUUUUGGCCUAUUUUUUUGGCCUAUUUUUUUUUGGCCUAUUUUUUUUUGGCCUAUUUUUUUUUGGCCUAUUUUUUUUGGCCUAUUUUUUUUUGACCUAUUUUUUUUGACUUUUUUUUGGAUAUUUUUUACUAAUAUUUGGGCCUAAUUUCAUACUAAUGAUUUUAAUAUUAUUUUUAAUGUAUUUUAAACGAUUUUAUCAACAUAAAAUACACCUUUAACAGAUCUCUUACUCCAAUAAUGCUAAUUCAUUGCUUUUUCAAUUUCGAGAAUUUUAAAUUUAAUUAGGAUUUUUCCACUUAAUUUACUCAAUAUUAAUCGUGUAAGGAAAUACAUCCGUUACCCAAUAAUUAUUUAGUUCUGUCAGGAGCUUCAUGAAUUAUCCUCGACAGAAAAAAUAGACCUAAAAAAAAUAGGCCAAAAAAAAAUAGGCCAAAAAAAAAUAGGCCAAAAACAAAUAGGCCAAAAAAAAUAGGCCAAAAAACAAUAGGCCAAAAUAAAUAGGCCAAAAAAAAAUAGGCCAAAAAAAAAUAGGCCAAAAAAAAAUAGACCAAAAAAAAAUAGGCCGAAAAAAAUAGGCCAAAAAAAAUUAGGCCAAAAAAAAAUAGGCCAAAAAAAAAAGUCUUUAUGGAGUAGACCUCGUGUGAAGACACGAUAGUUAAAGAUACAAUACAAGCUGUUUAUAUGAAAAUAAGCAAAAAUAAUAGGGCUCAUACUUUUGAAAUAUAUGGGUAUGAUUUUCUAUUGGAUUCUAAUUUGAAGCCUUGGCUUUUAGAAGUCAAUACUAAUCCUUGUCUUGAGCUUUCGUCUCCUAUUUUAGCGAGGAUUAUACCAGCAAUGCUUGAAAAUGCUUUUAAAAUUGCUUUAGACCCUUUGUUCCCUGAGCCUCAUCAUAUAAGCAAAAAAGCCCAAGUGGGAACUCUACAGGAUCAUUUGCCAGAAAAUAAAUUUGAGCUGAUUUUCCAUGAGAAAUAUGAUGGCGCGAAAUUAUUAGAAAGACUAGAGUCAUUAGGAACUUUAAAUAUUUUUAUGAGCGCCAAAGAUGAAUAA